This is a messenger RNA of Pseudo-nitzschia multistriata, 2021 nucleotides long. The record is from the annotation of a GenBank genome assembly. NCBI's taxonomy places the organism in Eukaryota, Bacillariophyta, Bacillariophyceae, Bacillariales, Bacillariaceae.
CCCAAAGGUUGGCUGUUAAAAUAUCUCUGGCGCUUUGAGCACAMAUCGGCAAUCGGCUUUCAAUAGGAACAAAGCAAAAACAUAAACGCCAACAUGUCUUCGCGUCCCAUUAGCGAUGAAGAAGCAGUCGCGAGGGCGGACAAAGAGAUGGAGGAACGGGCGAACAGGGCCAAGGAACUUCUUUCUCGACGAUUUGUAGGACUGAAACGGCAACAGGUAAGAAACAAGACCGUGACUUUGCGUUGYUGUUUUCCKUUCCCGAAUGCAAUAUUGUUCCGAACGUCGAUGACUCUUCACUCCUUGUGACUCACCAACGUGUUUCUCGUGUCCUUGUCAAUGAUCGCAUCGGUCGUCGCCGCAUCAUCUUGCAGGAGGCAAAGAAGGGACGCCAGGUUCAACUCGAACGCCAGAUGAUUGGCUUGACCGAAGACAAAAAACAACAACUCCGUCGUCAUUUGGAGCACGAGGAAAUGCUCAUUCAAAAGGAAUCACGGAAAAAGAUCACCACGGCUGAUUUCGAAUCCCUGGCAGUCAUCGGACGCGGUGCGUUUGGAGAGGUGCGGUUGGUUCGCAGCAAACCAAAGCGAGAAGAACCGGUUCAAAUCUAUGCGCUGAAAAGCAUGAAAAAAGAAAUGAUGAUUUUGAAAAACCAAGUAGGUCACGUUCGAGCGGAACGUGAGGCACUAGCGAAGGCCAGCUCUGACAACAGGUGGUUAACGUCCUUGUAUUCUUCCUUUGUAGACGACACACAYCUYUACAUGGUCAUGGAAUUCUUGCCCGGUGGAGAUCUUAUGAGCUUAUUGAUCAAAGAGGACACUUUUUCGGAAAGCGUUACUAAGUUUUUUAUGGCGGAAGCAGCAAACGCAAUCAGUAGUGUUCACGCCCUUGGAUACAUUCACCGCGACAUCAAACCAGACAACAUGUUGUUGGAUGCCCGCGGUCACUUGAAAUUGACAGAUUUGGGUUUGUGCAAAAAAGUAGGCGAAGUUAGUCCCCAUGACGAUCCGGAUGUCGUUUUGCAGAUGUUGAAAGAACAGGGAAUAUUGACCGGAGGAGAAAACAUGAACGAUGCUGAUGAAACCGGUCAAGGAAACGCGACCUCCGGGAGGCACCGCAGUCCUGGUGAUGCAAUGGCAAUGUCUAUCGACAACGGCAUCGAGGAAYGGAAUGGGACCGGUAGACCUACGAGUAUGCCGAAUGGAAAAACGCGACGAGAGGUACGUUCUUGGAUUGGGUAGAURUGAGGCCGUUUUCCAUGUUCUUAUGAACAGAUCGACAAAUGGAACAAAAAACUGACACAAUUUUUCUUCUAGAUGGCAUACUCGACGGUGGGAACUCCGGACUACAUUGCACCAGAGGUAUUAGCAGCACAAAACGGAGCUUCUGGGUAUUCUUAUACGACUGCGGUAGAUUGGUGGUCGUUGGGGGUUAUUAUGUUCGAAUGUCUCGUUGGCUACACACCAUUUUAUGCGGAGGAUCCUGUCCAAACCUGUCGCAAGAUCUUACGAUGGAGGCAAUGCUUGGAAUUACCUGCCGACACCGAAUCGAAGCUGAGCUCUGAGUGUAUUGAUUUUCUGACUUGUCUGUUGGCUGGUCCAGAAUCUCGGAUUGGUUCCAGCAAGAACGGCACCGAGUUUGAAAACGGUUUUAAACAGGUCGUUCAGCAUCCUUGGUUCAAGGGUUUCGAUUGGGAAGGUUUGGCGGACAGAGAAGGACCGCURCUGCCCAGUGGAUCUCGCGAAUUCCCCGAAUUGCUGGAAUACCUGAAAACUUGCCCUAAGGACGAUCCUCGUUUUCCGCAACUGGAAAGCAGAGUCACUCAAAAUUUUGACACCUUCGAAGAUUUUGGGUCAAAUUUGGAGCAAGGGGRUCGAACCCGGGUUCUUCGCAAUCAACUCGAUCAAUUUUAUGAUUAUAACUAUCGCAGAGUCCGYAAACCAAGAGUUCCGUUGCCUCCACUUUCCGAUUGAAAACGAAAUGACUACACAGCACUCCUACAUGAAUAGAAAAAACAUAAAACG